UCGUAGGAGAAGAUGGCGACGGUCUGCAUGGAGAGCUCGUGGGCGGUGCGAAAGAUUCGGAUAGCUGGAGGAGGUUAGAGAGGUGAGGGGAGGUGGAUCGAGGAGGGACAAUGACGUACGAAUUUCACCGCGGUUGGCGACUGUGGAGAAGACAUGUUAGAGAGAUGAUGGAGAUGAAGAGAAGGAUGAUUGAUGGAGAGAGGAGGAGGAGGAGGAGGAGGGGAGAGGAGGAGGAGGAAGAAGAGAGAAGGAAAAAAAAAGCACGAAGCACUAACCGAGGAUCUUGUUCAUGGAUCCCAAGACGGAGGUCUGCUCACGCAUGCGCUGCAUGGUGGAGAGAGUGGAUGUAUCGGCCGCGUUUGCGUAUUCCUCAAGAGCGCUCAUGGUGAGAGUGAUGAGAGAGUGAAGGAGGAAGAGGAGGAGGAGGAGAGACAAAGAGAAAGUGAGGUGACGAGCGAGCGUGGGCGCAUUAAAGCACAAGGGCGCCCACCCACUCUGCCCUCACUCUGCUCCCCUCACUCAGUUCCCCUCAACAGCUCUGCCCUCCACCUUCUCCACCGUCUGAGUGCCGACAGACACCGGCUUCUUCUUAUCUCUCAGUCAAUAUCUCACCUUCUCUUGGCCACUCAACCAGCCUUGUCACUUCGAUUCUGCUGUAGUCUGCUCCAUAGCAAGCAGUACUCUCAGCGCUGUGUGCUGUGCUGUGCUGUGCUGAGACAUGGCUGUGUACUCUAUCUUCUGCGUCUGACUGUGUGCAGUGUGAAGAUUGCUGUUGUGUAUAGCCUGACAGUAGCAUGCAGAGGUAUAGAUGAUAGAUAUCGAACAGACGAUUCACUGAGUGCAGUGUCUUUCCUCGGUGUACUCUCUUCUAGGAACUGCUGUUGACUGCUGUUGACUGCUGUUGACUGCUGUUGACUGUUGCUGAACUGCUGCUUCUUAUCAUAUCAGAUCUCAUGUUGUUAACAACAACCUCACCCACAUACAUCCACUCCAUACCCAAGUCAUCUCAAACAACACACAUAAAAGCACAGAAACAGAAACAGAAAGAGCACAGAAGAAAACGAAUUUUCACUCGUCGCCGACCUACGCGAGUUGGGGUCUGCCGAAUGAUGGAAUCGGGUAAUUGCGGGGAUCCCUCGCGCCUUCCGAGCUCCGACGGAAGCUGACUCUGUUCUUACUCUUGUUAAUCGUGUGGUGUUAGUAAUGCUCUUCUCUGCUUUCUCUCUCUACUCUACCUACUCUACUCUACCUACUCUGAACAGCUAACUAUAGAGGAAAAGUAGACAAGUAAUCCAGUAAACUA
Messenger RNA from Myxozyma melibiosi, 1303 nucleotides. RefSeq lists its product as uncharacterized. The coding region runs from base 193 to 885 and encodes 230 amino acids. The record is from RefSeq and is a predicted model, not a curated record. NCBI's taxonomy places the organism in Eukaryota, Fungi, Ascomycota, Lipomycetes, Lipomycetales, Lipomycetaceae. The transcript has 2 exons.